GAUAAAUAAAAUUAUUAAAACACUGACUAUUAGUAAAUAUCCUAACGUUAUCUUAAUAUACGGGUAUCGACUAAUAUUAUUGUACCGUGGAAUACAAGAGCAAUAAUGGAAAAUAAUGGACUUAUACAUUUGAUAAAGAAUACUUAUCCACAAAUAAUAGCUGCAGUUUCAGGUACACUCUUUGCAAUAUCAGAUGGUAUGACCUAUGGCUGGAGUGCACCAUACAUUCCAUAUCUUAUUAGCGAUAUAAGUCACAUCCAGACAACUAAACGUGAAGCCGACUUUUUAGAAACUGCAUUUUUACUUGGAUCGUUUUGUGGCUUACCCUUCACUGUAUAUCUCGUUAACAAAAUUGGAAGAAAAAAGUCACUCCUCCUAGCGUCAUUCGUUGUAUUACUAGCAUGGUUAGCAAUAGGAUUAGGGAACCAGAUGGUGUAUAUUUUUGUGGCCAGAUUCUUUUGUGGAAUGUCGGGAAAUAUGGCAUUCGUAGCAGCACCAUGUUUUAUUGCUGAAAUAGCAGAUCCUCAAAUAAGAGGAUUUUUGUCAAGUAUUAUUUAUGUCAUGAUGUUAUUAGGUUGUUUAAUAGUGUAUUCAGUAGGACCUUUCUUACCUUUUUACGUCCCGUGUAUAAUAGGGGGCACUGUAGCUAUUAUUGAAAUUUUGGUGUUUUCUAGAGUACCAGAAAGUGCGCUUUACCUUCUUUCUAAAGACAAACCUGAAGCUGCCUUACAGUCUAUAAAAUUUUACAAACCUUAUAUUGAUCCCAUAAAAGAAUUAGAACAAAUUUCAAAGUCAAUAGAGGAGCAGAGACACGAGAAAGGAAGAUUUUUAGAUUUGUUUGUAGUACCCAGCAAUAGAAAGGGAAUACUAAUUAUGACAGUGUUAAAUGCUGGUCAACAUCUUUGCGCUUAUUCAGUUAUUUUAAUGAACUUACAUCUAAUUCUUGAAAAUGCUGGUACUAAUUAUAUGAAUAGUGCUCAUGCUGCUAUAUUAUUUGCUGCAUUAAUGCUGAUCUCAGUCAUAUUUGCUUCAUUUCAAAUUGAUAAGUAUGGUCGAAAAGUUUUACUUAUUUUUUCUAGUAUAUUAACCGCUGUUUGUCUUUUGAGUAUUGCUGUCUAUUUUAAUCUAAAAAUAAUUGGAUUUAAUGUUAUAAGUUUUAGUUGGAUACCAAUUGUUUCUAUCAUGAUUUACGCUGUAGUUUUUAAAGUGGGCGUUGGAAUUGUACCCAUCGUUAUAACUGCAGAAAUAUUCCCAAAUAACCUUAAAGCUCUUGGCAUGACAUUGUCAGAUGCCAUGUUUAUAACUGGAGGAUUGGUCGCCGUUAACUUGUAUCAGUUUUUGACAGAGUAUAUUGGAAUGCAUGUUCCGUUUUACAUUUUUGGCGGAUUUGCGAUGUAUAUUACAUUUUACACAAUAUUUUUUGUGCCUGAAACAAAAGGAAAAACUUUAGAAGAGAUUCAAUUUAUUUUGAAAGGAAGGAAUCCAAACGUUAUGGAAACAGUGGAAAACGGAAGUACAGCAACUCAUAAUAGUGCUGGUUAUUCUCAUCUAUGAAAUAAAUCAAAAAGGUAAACAAUACAAAAAUAGGGUACAAAUGUAAAAAAUGGUAACUUUUAUAGCGAAAAAAUUAUAUAUUUAAUUCACAAUAGACCAAAGAACAUUUAGAAAAAACUUUAAAACAGCAUGAUAUCAGCUAAAUAAGAAUGCUGAGAUUGUAUAAUUGUAAUAAUUAUAUAUGUAUAAACAGAAAAAUAAUCAUAAUAACUAAGAAUAUUAGAAUAGGAAAUACAAUAUAUAAAUAAACUUAUUUAUUUUAAUUUUCCAAUUAAAGAUAAUAUUGUUCAUCUUA
This is a messenger RNA of Diabrotica virgifera virgifera (western corn rootworm), 1849 nucleotides long. Its product is annotated as facilitated trehalose transporter Tret1-like. Gene Ontology annotation, molecular function: transmembrane transporter activity. The transcript has 2 exons. Gene Ontology annotation, biological process: transmembrane transport. The coding region runs from base 106 to 1554 and encodes 482 amino acids. NCBI's taxonomy places the organism in Eukaryota, Metazoa, Arthropoda, Insecta, Coleoptera, Chrysomelidae. Gene Ontology annotation, cellular component: membrane. The record is from RefSeq and is a predicted model, not a curated record.